Brassica oleracea var. oleracea is the source of this 1634-nucleotide messenger RNA. RefSeq names its product tRNA pseudouridine synthase A. Gene Ontology annotation, biological process: tRNA pseudouridine synthesis. NCBI's taxonomy places the organism in Eukaryota, Viridiplantae, Streptophyta, Magnoliopsida, Brassicales, Brassicaceae. Gene Ontology annotation, molecular function: pseudouridine synthase activity; RNA binding. The record is from RefSeq and is a predicted model, not a curated record. The transcript has 10 exons. Bases 354 to 1430 code for a protein of 358 amino acids.
GCUAAGAUCAAGUGUAGUAUCUGUUCUUAUCAGUUUAAUAUCUGAUAUGUGGUCCAUCGGGCCGUACGAUAUUAACUCUAUUUUUUAAGGGAGAAAGCCCAUUAAGAUAGCUUGCUAUCUGGGCUUUCACGAGUCGUCCAUGCGUUGCACUAUUGCACGGGCCUGGCUCAACCCAUCAAAUAUAUAGUCUAAAUUUUCGGAUUAAAUAGGCCCAAUUCCGACAAAAUAUUUAAAUUGGGCAUGACAAGAUUAAACUAGCAUCCAGACACAACUGUGGUUGGGUAAGACCGUUCGAAUAAAAGAUUGAAAACUUCUUAAACCCUUGUGCUUUGUCUAAUCUGCGGGAGAUUAGAAUGUCUGAUCCUAAUACGAAGCAUCCUCCAGGGGACUAUACAGCUUCUCAAGAGAGGCUAUCAAAGGUUGCGAGGAUAGAUGGAUUCAGUGAUGAAGAAGAAGGACAUGAGUCUGAGCUAUCAAUGAGCCCAGAAAACCCUAGAGUGCAGCGUUACUUGGUUGCCAUUGAGUAUGUCGGAACGCGUUUCUUUGGGUCACAACAGCAGCCUAAGGACCGAACCGUCGUCGGCGUAUUGCAGGAAGCUUUUCAUAAGUUUAUUGGCCAGCCAGUUAAGAUCUGCUGCUCAAGUCGAACGGAUGCAGGAGUGCAUGCGCUAUCAAAUGUUUGCCAUGUAGAUGUAGAACGAGUCAGUAAAAGAAAGCCUGGUGAAGUGUUACCACCUCAUGAACCUGAUGUCGUCCAGAAAGCUGUGAACCAUUUCUUACAGAAAAAUGAAGGUGAUGUUAUGGUGAUUGAUGUUCGGUGUGUCCCAAGUAAUUACCAUGCCAGAUAUAAGGCCAAGGAGCGCACAUACUUCUACCGCAUGCUAUCGGGGCCGGAUCCUUUAUCCAUCUUUGAAAAAGACCGUGCUUGGCAUGUUCCUGAGGAGCUAGAUCUCCCCGCUAUGCAGGAAGCAUGCAGAGUUCUUGUUGGAUCUCAUGAUUUUAGCUCCUUCAGGGCAGCUGGUUGCCAGGCAAAGUCACCGGUGAGAUCUUUAGAUGAACUAAGUGUCACUGAAGUACCAUCAACUCCAUAUUUUCCAUCUGCCACGGAAAGUACUUGGAGUAACCCAAACAAUGGAGAUCCUCUCACAUGUUCCAGUCAAACCAAGACUGAGACUGCUGGUGUCACUACAAAUGGCGAAGCUUUCGGUAUAAGAAGACGACACCGCUGCUACGUCGUAACAGCGCGUUCCCGCGGGUUUCUCUACCACCAGGUUCGACUGAUUGUAGCAGUACUGAAAUGCGUAGGCACUGGAGAAUUGACCGUCGUAGACGUCGAACGGAUCCUGAAGGCCAAGGACGUGUCUGUAGCCAAACCCAUGGCUCCUGCAUCUGGUCUGUACCUUGCGCGUGUCAAAUAUGAAUUCCAAUGAAGAUUUUCAUUUUCUGCUACAGUGUGGUGAGGAGUCAAAGAAUGGGGUCCUUGUUCAACAGGCAGUAUUAGAUAGAGAUGCUAUGUUCUUCAGAUGGAUUCCAUCAUAGAGAUCCUUGUUCUUCCUGAGUGAUGAAACCUAACGAGUGUGACUUUCAUUGUAUUACUCCAUCAUAGAUCAAAAAUAAUAUAGUUCAAAAGGAUC